AUGGAAAAUGCCUGCAAAGAGCCCGAGGAGCGGCCACAGAGCUCGCCCAAGGCGGAUGAAGAGCGGCCUUCUGUGGAGCAGUCUCCCGAAAAGUCGUCUCCGGAGGAGCAGUCUUCGGAGGAGCCGUCCUCGGAGGAGGAGUUCUUUCCAGAGGAACUCCUUCCUGAGCUCCUUCCCGAGAUGCUCGAGUCCGAGGAGCGCCCUCCUCAGGAGCGCCUGUCGAGGAAGGACCUUUUUGAGGCGCGCCCUCCCAUGGAGCAGCCUCCUUGCGGAGUGGGCAAACACAAGCUAGAAGAGGGAAGCUUUAAGGAAAGGCUGGCCGGCUCCCGCCCGCAAUUUAGAGGGGACAUACACGGCAGAAAUUUAAGCAACGAGGAGAUGAUAAAGGUAGCAGAGGAGAUGGAAGAGAUGAAGCGAGUACGAAACAAACUGAUGAUCAUGCAUUGGAAGGCCAGGCGGAACCGUCCUUAUCCUAUUUAA
This is a messenger RNA of Rangifer tarandus platyrhynchus (Svalbard reindeer), 480 nucleotides long. The record is from the annotation of a GenBank genome assembly. NCBI's taxonomy places the organism in Eukaryota, Metazoa, Chordata, Mammalia, Artiodactyla, Cervidae.